Messenger RNA from Tauraco erythrolophus (red-crested turaco), 3207 nucleotides. The record is from RefSeq and is a predicted model, not a curated record. Lineage: Eukaryota; Metazoa; Chordata; Aves; Musophagiformes; Musophagidae.
GUUGAUCUGUAUGUUUGCUUAUUCUGUGGCAGAGGAAAUAAUGAGGACAAACUGCUACUGUGCGAUGGAUGUGAUGACAGUUAUCACACUUUUUGCUUGAUUCCUCCUUUACCUGAUGUACCCAAGGGUGACUGGAGGUGUCCCAAGUGCGUUGCUGAGGAAUGCAACAAACCCCGUGAGGCCUUUGGAUUUGAACAAGCUGUCAGGGAAUAUACUCUCCAGAGCUUUGGUGAAAUGGCCGAUAACUUCAAGUCUGAUUAUUUCAACAUGCCGGUCCACAUGGUUCCCACUGAGCUCGUAGAAAAAGAAUUCUGGCGGUUGGUGAGCAGCAUAGAAGAAGAUGUCAUUGUGGAAUAUGGGGCUGAUAUCUCAUCCAAGGACUUCGGAAGCGGCUUCCCAGUGAAGGACGGCCGACGAAAACUGAUGCCAGAGGAGGAGGAUUAUGCACUUUCUGGUUGGAACUUGAAUAACAUGCCAAUUCUGGAACAAUCAGUCCUUGCUCACAUCAAUGCAGAUAUCUCUGGCAUGAAGGUACCUUGGCUGUAUGUAGGGAUGUGCUUCUCCUCAUUUUGCUGGCAUAUAGAAGAUCAUUGGAGCUAUUCCAUCAACUACCUGCAUUGGGGAGAGCCGAAGACAUGGUAUGGUGUGCCCUCUCAUGCAGCAGAGCAGCUAGAGGAUGUGAUGAAGGAAUUGGCUCCUGAGCUCUUUGAAUCCCAGCCUGAUCUCCUGCAUCAGCUGGUGACUAUUAUGAACCCCAAUGUGCUGAUGGAACACGGUGUACCAGUAUACAGGACCAAUCAGUGUGCUGGCGAGUUUGUUGUGACCUUUCCUCGUGCCUAUCACUCUGGAUUUAACCAGGGAUAUAACUUUGCUGAAGCUGUGAACUUUUGCACUGCUGACUGGCUUCCCAUCGGACGUCAGUGUGUGAGUCAUUACCGAAGGCUAGGACGUCAUUGUGUUUUCUCUCACGAAGAGCUGAUCUUCAAGAUGGCGGCAGAUCCAGAGUGCUUGGAUGUUGGGCUGGCUGCCAUGGUCUGCAAGGAGAUGACUCUCAUGAUAGAGGAGGAGACACGGUUAAGGGAGUCUGUUGUACAGAUGGGAGUAUUGAUGUCUGAAGAAGAGGUGUUUGAACUGGUUCCAGAUGAUGAGCGUCAGUGCACAGCUUGCAGAACCACAUGCUUCUUGUCAGCUCUUACAUGUUCCUGUAAUCCUGAGCGUCUGGUAUGCUUAUACCAUCCAUCUGAUUUAUGUCCAUGUCCCAUGCAGAAGAAGUGUCUAAGGUACCGGUACCCCCUAGAAGACCUUCCUUCUUUGCUGUACGGAGUGAAAGUUAGAGCACAGUCUUAUGACACGUGGGUCAGUAGAGUUACAGAGGCUCUGUCUGCCAAUCUCAACCACAAGAAAGAUGUGAUUGAGCUGAGAGUAAUGUUGGAGGAUGCUGAAGACAGGAAAUACCCGGAGAACGAUCUUUUCCGCAGGCUCAGAGAUGCUGUGAAAGAAGCAGAGACCUGUGCUUCAGUAGCACAGCUGCUUCUGAGCAAAAAGCAAAAACACAGCAGACAGAGCCAAGAUAGUGGAAGGACACGGACCAAGCUGACUAUGGAGGAGCUGAAAGCAUUUGUACAGCAGUUGUUCAGCCUGCCCUGUGUUAUCAGCCAGGCCCGACAAGUAAAGAAUCUGCUCGAUGAUGUGGAAGAAUUUCAUGAGCGUGCUCAAGAAGCUAUGAUGGAUGAAAUCCCAGACUCUUCCAAGCUACAGGAAUUGAUAGACAUGGGCUCUGGUCUUUAUGUAGAACUUCCUGAACUUCCAAGGCUGAAGCAAGAACUGCAGCAGGCACGGUGGCUGGAUGAGGUGAGGUCCACCCUCUUGGAUCCCCAGAGGGUCACCCUAGAUGUGAUGAAGAAGCUGAUUGACUCGGGUGUGGGCUUGGCACCACACCAUGCUGUAGAGAAAGCCAUGGCUGAGCUGCAGGAGCUUCUUACAGUCUCGGAGAGGUGGGAAGAGAAGGCCAAGGUCUGCUUACAGGCCAGACCACGCCAAAGUAUGAUGGCUUUGGAGGGCAUCGUGAAUGAAGCAAAGAACAUCCCAGCUUACCUGCCCAAUGUGCUGGCACUGAAAGAAGCCCUGCAGCGGGCUAGAGACUGGAUUGCCAAAGUGGAGGCCAUUCAGAACGGGAGCAACUAUGCCUACCUGGAGCAACUGGAGAGCUUGUCUGCCAAAGGCCGCCCAAUACCAGUGCGUCUUGAUGCCCUGCCACAGCUGGAGUCACAGGUAGCUGCAGCACGUGCCUGGAGAGAGCGCACAGGAAGGACCUUCCUGAAGAAGAACUCGAGCUACAGUCUGUUACAGGUUCUGAGCCCUCGAACUGAUAUUGGUGUUUAUGGGAGCAGUAAGAAUAGGCGGAAGAGGGCAAAAGAGUUGAUGGAGAAGGAAAAGGAGAAAGAUCUGGACCUGGAAUCCCUGAGUGAACUGGAGGAUGGUCUGGAGGAGGCCAGAGACACUGCAGCUGUGGUGGCUAUAUUCAAGGAGCGGGAACAGAAGGAGAUUGAAGCCAUGCAUGCUCUCAGGGCAGCUAACCUGGCCAAGAUGACUAUGGUGGAUCGGAUUGAAGAAGUCAAAUUCUGCAUCUGCCGCAAAACGGCUAGUGGAUUCAUGCUACAGUGUGAGCUGUGCAAAGACUGGUUUCAUAGUGGCUGCGUGCCCCUUCCCAAAACAAGUUCUCAGAAGAAGGGCUCUAGUUGGCAGGCCAAAGAAGUGAAGUUUCUGUGUCCACUUUGCAUGCGUUCUCGAAGGCCACGGCUUGAGACAAUACUGUCUCUGCUGGUGUCCCUGCAGAAGCUGCCUGUACGACUGCCAGAAGGGGAGGCAUUGCAGUGUUUGACAGAACGUGCCAUGAGUUGGCAGGACCGAGCACGGCAGGCUUUGGCCACCGAUGAGUUGUCCUCUGCUUUGGCUAAGCUUUCUGUGCUCAGCCAGCGCAUGGUGGAGCAGGCAGCACGGGAGAAAACGGAGAAAAUAAUCAGUGCAGAGCUACAGAAAGCAGCAGCUAACCCAGACCUGCAGGGACACUUGACUAGUUUCCAGCAAUCAGCCUUUAACAGGGUGAUAGGGAGUGUGUCCUCAUCCCCGCGGCAAACUUUGGAUUACGAUGAUGAAGAGACAGACUCUGAUGAAGACAUCAGGGAGACGUACGGCUACGACAUGAAG